AUGGAUGCUAUGGUAUCAAAACUGCGGGCUUCGGGAGCUACUGUUGUUUCUAUCAGCGAACAGAUCUACAACUCAAGCACGAUUUCGGGAAACUUAGAUGUCCAGAAGUUCAAGUUCCGCGAACUUAUGGAUUUGUACCUGCAAGGUGAAUCGCUUGGAGGCUCCCACCCUUCAAGCCUGUCGGAGCUCAAUACGGAAUCCAAAACAUCAAACUUGCCACUACGAGCUACUUUUAAAACUCACUCAUUGGGUGCAUUUAUAUACCCAGAGCAGCAAAAACCUCGUUGUGAAAAUCGGCUCCCCCAGUCCGGUGGCAUGGAUGGCAUUCUAGGCGCCCUUACAGGAUUACCAGUCGUCACGAUUCCCGCGGGAUUUUCAACAUCUAGCAAAGAUGCACCAAAUGGCGUACCUAUCGGAAUGGAGAUCCUGGGAUUGCUGUGGACAGACCUGAAGCUGCUGAAUAUUGCGAGACGGAUUGAGCAGUUGGGAAAAGUCAGACCGAUGCCAAAGUUCGUUUCCCUGCCUGGACGGCCUAAAAAGUGUGGUGUCGUACCUACUAUUAUCCCAAAUUUAGAAGAUAUUCCUGAAGAGUAUGCGAUUGGCAAGUUGGGCAAUGAGUAA
Paracoccidioides lutzii Pb01 is the source of this 621-nucleotide messenger RNA. RefSeq lists its product as hypothetical. The record is from RefSeq and is a predicted model, not a curated record. The transcript is spliced from 2 exons. The coding region runs from base 1 to 621 and encodes 206 amino acids.